UUCAUCGUGCCUUCGAGCAAAUAUCUGAGGAAGAAGGGAGGGGGUAUGUCAUCGGUGCAGUCAGGAAGUGUCUCUUCAGUGGGAUCGGGCGUGCAAAUCGGUGUGGAGAAGAGGGAUGCACUGGGGGUUGGCCAUGAAGUCCACGUGCAGAGGUUAGGGGCCAGUGGUUCAGGUCUGGACUGGAAUUCCGAUUCGGCUUCAGUGCAGGGGCGGAUAGGUGACUCCAUGGGUUGCAGCAAUGAUCCCCCGUCACCAAACCUUCAGGACUCCGCAGCUGGUGUAGGAGAUGGAGCUGAAGGGCUUGGCGAUUCUAGCUGGUGUACCAAUCCAUCUGUCAAACUUCAGCUUGACGACUCUGAUGCAGCAUCCGAGGCCGCUGAGUACAUCGUGGAUGUCUGUAGUUCUGAGGAAGAAGAGGGCGAUGCUACCAGCUCGGCAACAAAGAAGCGUCGUGUCGCCUAGAUUUGCCAGGGAGCAUCGACGACAUGGUGUUCUUGUCUCAAUCAUGCUUUUGUCUGAAUAAUGCUUUUGUAGUAGUUUAAAGCUCCACCAACGCUUGGAUUAAGUAGUAUACGGCUCUCGGGCUGAGCUGUACUAUGUACUAGUUGGGAUGUUCUUGGGCAGAAGCAUUUUUGGAUUAUGCUGUAUCUUCUCUUAAGAGCUGUAAUGAGCAGUC
Messenger RNA from Panicum virgatum (switchgrass), 676 nucleotides. RefSeq lists its product as uncharacterized. The coding region runs from base 46 to 462 and encodes 138 amino acids. Lineage: Eukaryota; Viridiplantae; Streptophyta; Magnoliopsida; Poales; Poaceae. The transcript is spliced from 3 exons. The record is from RefSeq and is a predicted model, not a curated record.